CAGUGCCGCGGGCCGCGCGCGCUCCCGAUAGGGAAGGGCCGGAGCUGGGCAGGGGCGCGCGGGAGAGUCCAUGCUCACCGGAGCCCCGCCCAACCCCGCCCCAACGGGGGCUGGAACCCGGCGCCGAGCGGAGUGGAAAGGGGCCUCUGGUGACCACCCCUACCUGGCAUCCCUCUAACCCAGGAGGAGCGUAGGGAAAGGGGCUGUGGGCCUCUCGGGGAGCGAGCUGCGGGUAGCGGCGCAUUGGGGACAGGCGCGCGCUUGGCUGUCGCUUCUGCCGCUGUGUCUGGGAGGACUCGAACUGGCGCCAGAUCAUUUGCGUUAGAGUUGCCCUCGUACAAUCUGCUGAUUCUGCACAUGCCACUUCUGACCAUUCUGCAGUUUAGAAUCCAAAAGGAAAUAUUAGGAAGCUGUGGUUUUCAAAGCUAAUUAUGAAAACAUUUAUCAUUGGAAUCAGUGGUGUGACAAACGGUGGGAAAACAACACUGGCUAAGAAUUUGCAGAAACACCUCCCAAAUUGCAGUGUCAUAUCUCAGGAUGAUUUCUUCAAGCCAGAGUCUGAGAUAGAGACAGAUAAAAAUGGAUUUUUGCAGUAUGAUGUGCUUGAAGCACUUAACAUGGAAAAAAUGGUGGCAGCCAUUUCCUGCUGGAUGGAAAGUGCAAGACGCUCUGUGAUAUCAACAGACCAGGAAAGUGCUGAGGAAAUUCCCAUUUUAAUCAUCGAAGGUUUUCUUCUUUUUAAUUAUAAGCCCCUUGACACUAUAUGGAAUAGAAGCUAUUUCCUGACUAUUCCAUAUGAAGAAUGUAAAAGGAGGAGGAGUACAAGGGUCUAUGAGCCUCCAGACUCUCCGGGAUACUUUGAUGGCCACGUGUGGCCCAUGUAUCUAAAGCACAGACAAGAAAUGCAGGACAUCACAUGGGAAGUUGUGUACCUGGAUGGAACAAAAUCUGAAGAGGACCUCUUUUUACAAGUAUAUGAAGAUCUAAUACAAGAACUAGCAAAGCAAAAGUGUUUACAAGUGACAGCAUAAAGACGGAAUGCAGCAAAUCCUUCCUGAAGUGAAUUAGGAAACUCAAGGGGUAAUUUAAGAACCUUAACGAAGAUACAAUGUAUACUGUGGUACAAUGACAGCCAUUGUUUCAUAUGUUUGAUUUUUAUUGCACAUGGUUUUCCCAACAUGUGGAACAGUAAAUAUCCAUGCCAAUGGACAGGACUCUACCUUAGCAAGUUGCUCCCUCUCCAGGGAGUGCAUAGAUACAGCAGAGCUCACGGUGAGUCAGAAAGUCUCCACUUUCUGAACAUAGCUCUCUAACAAUGGUUGUCAAACUUUUCUAACUGGAGCUCAGAGUAAGAAAUAAAGAUUACAUCACAAUCCAA
Molecule: messenger RNA, 1378 nt
Organism: Nomascus leucogenys (northern white-cheeked gibbon)
Lineage: Eukaryota; Metazoa; Chordata; Mammalia; Primates; Hylobatidae
Gene: NMRK1
Product: nicotinamide riboside kinase 1
Cellular component (GO): cytoplasm
Source: RefSeq, a predicted model, not a curated record